Molecule: messenger RNA, 886 nt
Organism: Aegilops tauschii subsp. strangulata
Lineage: Eukaryota; Viridiplantae; Streptophyta; Magnoliopsida; Poales; Poaceae
Product: serotonin N-acetyltransferase 2, chloroplastic
Cellular component (GO): cytoplasm
Molecular function (GO): N-acetyltransferase activity
Source: RefSeq, a predicted model, not a curated record
AAUUAGUGGCGGGAAGAAAGCUAAGCUAACAGACGGGGAAGGAUAAGCAAGCAGUCCAUGGCCACAGGAGUCCGAAGCCAUCAGCACAUCAGCCAUGCAACAACCGCAGCUGCAGCCCCGCGUCCGCGCGCGCGCUUUCCUCCACGCCGCCGUUAAGCUCAGCCCGAGGAGGAACCCGUUCCUCCUGCGCCGUCCCGCCGCGUCCGCCGGCGGCGCCGUCGCGGGCGUCCAGCUGACGGUGUCGGACUCGGAGCUGUCGUCCCGGGGCUUCGCGGUGCGGCGCACCGCGGAGGGCCUGGACGUGGCGGCGCUGAACGAGGUGUUCGCGCGCGUGGGGUUCCCUCGGCGGCAGGAGGAGCGUCUCCGGCGCGCGCUGGAGCACAGCGAGGUGGCAUGGCUGGCGUCGGAGGCGACGGGGCGCCCCGUGGCGUUCGCGCGCGCGGCCGGGGACGGGGUGUUCAACGCGGUUGUGUGGGACGUGGUGGUGGAGCCGUCGUGCCAGGGCCUCGGGCUCGGCCGCGCCGUCAUGGAGCGCCUCGUGGCGGAGCUCCGGCGCAAGGGCGUCGGCAACAUCGUGCUCUACGCCGAGCCCAGGGUGGUCGGGUUCUACCGCCCGCUGGGAUUCGCCAUGGACCCCGACGGCAUCCGAGGCAUGGCAUACUACCGCAGCAAGCAAAACCAGAAGCAACAGUGAUAUAUACUGCCAUCAUCAUUCAUCCAUGCAUCUCUGCUUUGCAUUUCUUUCUUUCUUUAUUUUUCGUUUGUUCUGCCAGCUGAUGGGAUGGAGACAGAUCGGAAAUGUUGAAAUUGAUCGAUACACUUAACACUGCUGCAUUGCAGAGUACAUGAGUAUAUAUGAGAUGGAUGAUGGAACUGACCAUCUGAA